AUGGUGCGCGAGACUGCUGAGGAAACUGAAUUGGUACUCUGGGCCGCUUCGAGCCAGGUCUACCGUGUCACUUUCCUUCACAGAGGAAAUUGGAUGGCGAAAUAUUUGGCCAUAGCGAAGACUAGCGAGAAAAUGAAUAUUCAACGAUUGUGGUCUGACGAACAUGACGGGCCUCGUGGCUCGGAUGAAAAACCAAUCCAGCUGAGGGACGACGAACAUCUCGACUACGUUUGGGCUACAGAAGAACAAGUUCAAAACUGCAUGUUUUACGACCCGAGCGAUACGAACAAAGCAGGAAUUGUCAUGAUCCAAAGCAACAAAGAUGUUCUUCUGGACUUUUUCUCGUGGCUGAAGGACGAUGGUGCUUGCAUGGAGUACCCUCUGCCCGAGCUGCCACUGCAGAGCGAUCAGAGAUAG
Penicillium cosmopolitanum is the source of this 417-nucleotide messenger RNA. RefSeq lists its product as uncharacterized. Bases 1 to 417 code for a protein of 138 amino acids. The transcript has a single exon. Lineage: Eukaryota; Fungi; Ascomycota; Eurotiomycetes; Eurotiales; Aspergillaceae. The record is from RefSeq and is a predicted model, not a curated record.